This is a messenger RNA of Danio aesculapii, 3577 nucleotides long. RefSeq names its product transmembrane protein 175 (gene tmem175). The transcript has 10 exons. Gene Ontology annotation, molecular function: proton channel activity; potassium ion leak channel activity. The record is from RefSeq and is a predicted model, not a curated record. Gene Ontology annotation, cellular component: lysosome; endosome. Lineage: Eukaryota; Metazoa; Chordata; Actinopteri; Cypriniformes; Danionidae. Bases 311 to 1873 code for a protein of 520 amino acids.
CCUUAUCAUUACGAAAAGGAAUACUCAAACCAUCCUAAACAUGCAUCAGGUAGAAGUUCAUUUCAGUUUGUCCUUUUAAAUAACACUAUGUUAUGUGCAUCGAAAACGUUUUAACAAAAAGUAAUUUCCAGUCGACGAAUCAAAUCAACUAAUGCAUUCAAAAGAUCCGACUCAAAUGAAUCAUUCGCUUAAGAAUCAGACAUCGCUAACUUCCGGUCAGCUGACACUACGUCGUCGGUGUUUGCAAACAAAACUACUGUGUGUUCAUGCCUGCUCCGUCCACUGACAGACAGCUCUCUCCACAGCGGUCAUGGGGGAAAACGACGAAAGCGAGAUAAUCGAGCAUCACGACGACGAGGAGAUGGAGAAGAGACGGCCGCUGCGGACUCACGCGCAGUCGUUUCUGGAGAGCGUGGCGUCGUCGGUGAAGGAGGGACACAGCAGCACUCAGUCCUCACACCGCCUGCUCGCCUACAGUGAUGCGCUCAUCUCCAUCAUUGCCACUGUCAUGAUUUUGCCCGUUGCACAUACUAAAAUUCAGGAAGAUGAGGAACUGAAACAGAGUAUUCAGGCUUUGCUCACCACUAAGAUUGCCGUCUACUUGAUGACAUUUUUGAUAGUCACUGUUGCCUGGGCUGCUCAUAUCCGGUUGUUUCAAGUCAUCGAGCGCAUCGAUGACACUCUUGCACUGCUUAACUUGGCAUGUAUGAUGCUUAUAACCUUUCUCCCAUACACAUUCUCUCUGAUGGCCACAUUUCCGAACAAUAUUCUUGGGAUCUUGCUGUUCUGUGCUUGUGUGAUGGUGAUUGGUUUAAUCCAGGCCUUGAUUGUCUUGUAUGGAUUCAGCCAUCCUUUCCUCCUCAACGACCAGAUCCAGAUGUCUGACAAUCAGGCCUAUUACAAGCAGCACAUCCUCAAAGUCAUCAUGAGGGUCCCUAUCAUGUGCCUCUUUUCCAGCAUCUUUUCAUUCAUCUUCUUCCAGCUGUCCUACGUCCUUUUGGCUAUUGUCAUAUUCAUGCCCUACAUCUCUCAGUGUUUAAAAUGGAUCCGGAGUAAAGCCAUUGGUGGUCAGACGGACGACAGUCCCGAUUCAAUGCCCUUCUACACUUACCACCCCAGUGAGCCGCUGAGUAAAGAGCGAGUAGAGGCGUUCAGUGAUGGAGUGUACGCUAUCGUAGCCACGCUGCUCAUCUUAGACAUUUGUGAAGGCAAUGUGCCUGAUCCGUCAGUGGUGAAGAAGAAGUUUGACAACAGCCUCAUCGCUGCUCUUCAAGAGUACGGUCCUGAGUAUCUGGCCUACUUUGGCUCCUUCGUCACCGUGGGGCUGCUUUGGUUUGUUCAUCACUCUCUCUUCCUCCACGUGACCAAGGCCACUCGUCUCAUGGGCCUCUUCAACACGUUCUCCCUGGCCUUUGUAGGUGGCCUGCCUCUCGCCUACCAGCUCACACACGAGUCUCCCAGAGGCUCCCGAAACGAGCUGGAGGCCGUGCAGAUCAGCUGCGUCAUCAUUUUUUUCGCCAGUCUCUUCCAGUUAGCAAUAUGGGUGACGGCACUUUUUACGGAGCGCGAGACGUUGCACCCGUACGUGCGAUACGGAGGUCGAGAGCACGCCUUUAUGCUGGCCAAGCUAUCGCUGUAUCCCUGUGUAGCACUCGGGACCUUCUUCAUCACCUGCAUCCUGAGCCGCUUCAGCGCGCCGAUCUUUCACAUGAUGGAAAUCUGCAUACCGUUUGCUUUUCUUUUACUGAGGCUGCUGGUGCGUGUGGCGCUGGCGCUGCUCAGAUGGCUCUUCUGCUCUGCCAGGAACGAUUUAGAACGUAUUCCAGUUGAAGAAGAGGAAUCACGGUUGCCCAUUAAUGAUAUUGUGACUUAGCAGUGAAUGGAGAAGAAGAAAACACCUCAACGUUUAAUCUAAGAUCAAGGUCAAGCUAGCUUUCUAGCGCAGUUAUUUAUGAUUAAUGCUGCAACUGACAGCUUCUUGCUGUAUAAACCAUCCAUAUCAGUCAAAUCUCUCUGUGGAUGUCUUUGACUGAAUGAUGUCCCAAUUCAGAGGCUGCACACUUUUAAGGAUGCUGACUUAUAAAGGAUUAACCAAAGACUAGAUUUAUCGAGAUGGUUCAGUUUUAUUACUUUGAAAGGGAGAAACUGAAAUGUGCAGUAUGGUGAAAAAAAAUCCCACCUUCAGAGUAACACAGCCAAUCACCAGCUGCUAAAUCUGUCACUUCAGCUGCUGUUAGAAGCUCUGAAACACGCACUUAAAUGUUCACGCAAAAAAAUGUAGUUUUCUCGACAUUUACACAUAUUCGAGUGGUUCUAAACUUAGAAAAAAAAUCCAUAGUAGGAAUAUAAAAAUGUAAAAGUAAAUACUGAGGAUGUUACCAGCUGUUUCAGUCCAAAAACAUGAAUUAAAUUUCCAUGCGUAUACUGGAACAUCGCUUAGACGUUUUGUGAAUAUUGCAGUGUUUCCAUCCUUUGAGUCAAAGAAAACUAAAAUCAUUACCUCAUGAUAAACAGAGGCCAAAUAUAUAUAUAUAUAUAUAUAUAUAUAUACAUAUACAUAUAUACACACACACACUUACAGUUGAAGUCAGAAUUAUUAGCCCGCCGUUGAUUUAUUUUUCUUUUUUAAAUAUUUCCCAAAUGAUGUUUAACAGAGCAAGCACAUUUUCACAGUAUGUCUGAUAAUAUUUGUUCUUCUGGAGAAAGUCUUAUUUGUUUUAUUGAGGCUAUAAAAAAAGUUUAACAUUUUUUUAAAAACAUUAAGGUCAAUAUUAUUAGCACCUUUAAGCUAUAUUUGUUGGAUAGUCUACAAAACAAACCAUUGUUAUACAAUAACUUGCCUAAUUACCCUAACCUGCCUAAUUAACCUAGUUAAGCCUUUAAAUGUCACUUUAAGCUGUAUAGAAGUGUCUUGAAAAAUAUCUAGUCAAAUAUUAUUUACUGUCAUCAUGGCAAAGAUAAAAUAAAUCAGUUAUUAGAAAUGAGUUAUAAGUUUAAGAUUAGAGAGAAGUUAUAAGUUAAAACUGUUAUGUUUAUGAAUGUAUUGGAAUAAGUCUGAAACAGGAAUGGGGGGGGUGUGGGAAGAAUAAAUAAACUGGAGGGUUAAUAAUUCAGGAGGGGGGCUAAUAAUUAUGACUUCAACUGUAUGUAUGUAUGUAUGUAUGUGUGUGUGUGUGUGUGUGUAUAUAUAUAUAUAUACAGUAUAUGUAUGUGUUUGUGUGUGCAUAUAUAUAUAUAUAUAUAUAUAUAUAUAUAUGUAUGUAUGUAUGUAUGUAUGUGUUUAUGUGUGUAUGUAUGUAUAUGUAUAUAUAUAUUUAUAUAAUAUGCACAUCUUGGCAUUUCCAUCAGGCAUUUUUUGUGCGAUAAUCCAAAAUGCACAUAAAAUAGCUGAAUGGAAACAGCUAAUGCUACAGAAGAAAUAAACUGAAACAGGUUUGGAACAAGUAAAAGACGAAUAAAUGACGAGAGAACUGACAUUUUUGGGUGAACUACUCUUUUAAGACACCCUUUUGUACAUGCAAAUUUGCUGGACCAACCAGAAAUGUAUGCUUUAAGAGGCAGUUCAUGUGAGCUUAUA